Lemur catta (Ring-tailed lemur) is the source of this 8485-nucleotide messenger RNA. RefSeq names its product calcium voltage-gated channel subunit alpha1 C (gene CACNA1C). Gene Ontology annotation, biological process: calcium ion import across plasma membrane. Gene Ontology annotation, cellular component: voltage-gated calcium channel complex; membrane. The transcript has 48 exons. NCBI's taxonomy places the organism in Eukaryota, Metazoa, Chordata, Mammalia, Primates, Lemuridae. The record is from RefSeq and is a predicted model, not a curated record. Gene Ontology annotation, molecular function: high voltage-gated calcium channel activity. Bases 349 to 6858 code for a protein of 2169 amino acids.
CCCCUCCCCUCCGCCGCGCGUCGCUCUGCCUCUCGGUUUAUUUUUCAAACGCUGUAGCCGCCAGAGGUGCGGGGCUAAAUCUCGGAAGGGGCCCGGAUGUACUGAGGAUGCAUUACAACCUCACUAACGGAGGCAGUAGUGGGAAGGAGCAGUUUUUGGUGUUUGAUGCAAUAAUGGGAAUCAGGUAAUCGUCUGAAGAGAAGAAGAAACACUGCAGACCCACGGCUUCCUCGAAUUUUGCACGAAAGCCGCCGACCUCGGAGGACGGAUUAAUCCAGACCCGCUUGGGCGUGUUUUGCAUUUCUGCCUCUUCGUGGCUGCUUCUCCUUUUUAAGCAAUUCUUGGUCAAUGGUCAAUGAAAAUACGAGGAUGUACAUUCCAGAGGAAAAUCACCAAGGGUCCAACUAUGGGAGCCCACGCCCCGCUCAUGCCAACAUGAAUGCCAACGCCGCCGCCGGACUGGCCCCCGAGCACAUCCCCACCCCGGGGGCGGCCCUGUCGUGGCAGGCGGCCAUCGACGCAGCCCGGCAGGCCAAGCUGAUGGGCAGUGCUGGCAACGCCACCAUCUCCACAAUCAGCUCCACGCAGCGGAAGCGGCAGCAGUACGGGAAGCCCAAGAAGCAGGGCAGCACGACUGCCACACGCCCGCCCCGGGCCCUGCUCUGCCUGACCCUGAAGAACCCCAUCCGGAGGGCAUGCAUCAGCAUCGUGGAGUGGAAAUAUCCUUUACCAUUUGAAAUAAUUAUUUUACUGACUAUUUUUGCCAAUUGUGUGGCCUUAGCGAUCUAUAUUCCCUUUCCAGAAGAUGAUUCCAACGCCACCAAUUCCAACCUGGAACGAGUGGAAUAUCUCUUUCUCAUAAUUUUUACUGUGGAAGCAUUUUUAAAAGUAAUAGCCUAUGGACUUCUCUUUCACCCCAACGCUUACCUCCGCAAUGGUUGGAAUUUACUAGAUUUUAUAAUUGUGGUUGUAGGGCUUUUUAGUGCAAUUUUGGAGCAAGCAACCAAGGCAGACGGGGCGAAUGCUCUAGGAGGGAAAGGGGCUGGAUUCGAUGUGAAGGCGCUGAGGGCUUUCCGAGUGCUGCGCCCCUUGAGGCUGGUGUCCGGAGUGCCAAGUCUGCAGGUGGUUCUGAACUCCAUCAUCAAGGCCAUGGUCCCCCUGCUGCACAUCGCCCUGCUCGUGCUCUUCGUCAUCAUCAUCUACGCCAUCAUCGGCCUGGAGCUUUUCAUGGGCAAGAUGCACAAGACAUGCUACAACCAGGAGGGCAUCACAGAUGUCCCAGCAGAAGACGAUCCUUCCCCCUGUGCACUGGAGACCGGCCACGGGCGGCAGUGCCAGAACGGCACGGUGUGCAAGCCCGGCUGGGACGGACCCAAGCACGGCAUCACCAACUUCGACAACUUUGCCUUCGCCAUGCUGACGGUGUUCCAGUGCAUCACCAUGGAGGGCUGGACGGACGUGCUGUACUGGGUCAAUGAUGCCGUAGGAAGGGACUGGCCCUGGAUCUAUUUUGUUACACUAAUCAUCAUAGGGUCAUUUUUUGUACUUAACUUGGUUCUCGGUGUUCUUAGCGGAGAGUUUUCCAAAGAGAGGGAGAAGGCCAAGGCUCGGGGAGAUUUCCAGAAGCUGCGGGAGAAGCAGCAGCUGGAAGAGGAUCUCAAAGGCUACCUGGAUUGGAUCACGCAGGCAGAAGACAUCGACCCCGAGAACGAGGACGAAGGCAUGGACGAGGAGAAACCGCGAAACAUGAGCAUGCCCACCAGCGAGACCGAGUCCGUCAACACCGAAAACGUGGCCGGAGGCGACAUCGAGGGCGAGAACUGCGGGGCCAGGCUGGCCCACCGGAUCUCCAAAUCGAAGUUCAGCCGGUACUGGCGCCGAUGGAAUCGGUUCUGCCGAAGAAAGUGCCGCGCGGCAGUCAAGUCCAACGUCUUCUACUGGCUGGUGAUUUUCCUGGUCUUCCUGAACACGCUCACCAUUGCCUCCGAGCACUACAACCAGCCCCACUGGCUGACGGAAGUCCAAGACACAGCCAACAAGGCCUUGCUGGCCCUGUUCACCGCAGAGAUGCUGCUGAAGAUGUACAGCCUGGGCCUGCAGGCCUACUUCGUGUCGCUCUUCAACCGCUUCGACUGCUUCAUCGUGUGCGGGGGCAUCCUGGAGACCAUCCUGGUGGAGACCAAGGUCAUGUCUCCCUUGGGCAUCUCCGUGCUGAGAUGCGUCCGGCUGCUGAGGAUAUUUAAGAUCACAAGGUACUGGAACUCCUUGAGCAACCUGGUGGCGUCCUUGCUCAACUCCGUGCGCUCCAUUGCCUCCCUGCUCCUUCUCCUCUUCCUCUUCAUCAUCAUCUUCUCCCUCCUGGGGAUGCAGCUCUUUGGAGGGAAGUUCAACUUUGAUGAGAUGCAGACCCGCAGAAGCACAUUUGACAACUUCCCUCAGUCCCUCCUCACUGUGUUUCAGAUCCUGACCGGGGAGGACUGGAAUUCGGUGAUGUAUGAUGGGAUCAUGGCUUAUGGCGGCCCCUCUUUUCCAGGGAUGUUAGUCUGUAUUUACUUCAUCAUCCUCUUCAUCUGUGGAAAUUAUAUCCUACUGAACGUGUUCUUGGCCAUUGCUGUGGACAACCUGGCUGAUGCUGAGAGCCUCACAUCUGCCCAAAAGGAAGAGGAAGAAGAGAAGGAGAGGAAGAAGCUGGCCAGGACUGCCAGCCCAGAGAAGAAACUAGAGGUGAUGGAGCAGCCGGCGGUAGAGGAAGCCAAGGAGGAGAAGAUUGAGCUGAAAUCCAUCACGGCUGACGGAGAGUCUCCGCCUGCCACAAAGAUCAACAUGGAUGAGCUCCAGCCCAGUGAAAAUGAGGAGAAGAGCCCCUACCCCAACCCAGAAACUGCAGAAGAGGAUGAGGAGGAGCCAGAGAUGCCUGUCGGCCCCCGCCCACGACCACUGUCUGAGCUGCACCUCAAGGAGAAGGCGGUCCCCAUGCCAGAAGCCAGUGCCUUCUUCGUCUUCAGCCCCAGCAACAGGUUCCGCCUCCAGUGUCACCGCAUCGUCAAUGACACGAUAUUCACCAACCUGAUCCUCUUCUUCAUCCUGCUCAGCAGCAUCUCCCUGGCGGCCGAGGACCCUGUCCAGCAUGCCUCCUUCAGGAACCACAUUCUGUUUUAUUUUGAUAUUGUUUUUACCACCAUUUUCACCAUUGAAAUCGCUCUGAAGAUGACUGCUUACGGGGCUUUCCUGCACAAGGGCUCUUUCUGCCGGAACUACUUCAACAUCCUGGACCUGCUGGUGGUCAGCGUGUCCCUCAUCUCCUUUGGCAUACAGUCCAGCGCCAUCAAUGUCGUGAAGAUCCUGCGGGUUCUGCGGGUGCUCAGGCCCCUGAGGGCCAUCAACAGGGCCAAGGGGCUAAAGCACGUGGUUCAGUGCGUGUUUGUCGCCAUCCGGACCAUCGGGAACAUCGUGAUUGUCACCACACUGCUGCAGUUCAUGUUCGCCUGCAUCGGGGUCCAGCUCUUCAAGGGAAAGCUCUACACCUGCUCGGACAGCUCCAAGCAGACCGAGGCGGAAUGCAAGGGCAACUAUAUCACGUACAAGGACGGGGAGGUUGACCACCCCAUCAUCCAGCCCCGCAGCUGGGAGAACAGCAAGUUCGACUUCGACAAUGUCCUGGCAGCCAUGAUGGCCCUCUUCACGGUCUCGACCUUCGAGGGGUGGCCAGAGCUGCUCUACCGCUCCAUCGACUCCCACACGGAAGACAAGGGCCCCAUCUACAACUACCGCGUGGAGAUCUCCAUCUUCUUCAUCAUCUACAUCAUCAUCAUCGCCUUCUUCAUGAUGAACAUCUUCGUUGGUUUCGUCAUCGUCACCUUCCAGGAGCAGGGCGAGCAGGAGUACAAGAACUGCGAGCUGGACAAGAACCAGCGGCAGUGCGUGGAGUACGCCCUCAAGGCCCGGCCCCUGCGAAGGUACAUCCCCAAGAACCAGCACCAGUACAAAGUGUGGUACGUGGUCAACUCCACCUACUUUGAGUACCUGAUGUUCGUCCUCAUCCUGCUCAACACCAUCUGCCUGGCCAUGCAGCACUACGGCCAGAGCUGCCUGUUCAAAAUCGCCAUGAACAUCCUCAACAUGCUUUUCACCGGCCUCUUCACCGUGGAAAUGAUCCUGAAGCUCAUUGCCUUCAAACCCAAGGGUUACUUUAGUGAUCCCUGGAAUGUUUUUGACUUCCUCAUCGUAAUUGGCAGCAUAAUUGACGUCAUUCUCAGUGAGACUAAUCACUAUUUCUGUGAUGCAUGGAAUACAUUUGACGCCUUGAUUGUUGUGGGUAGCAUUGUUGAUAUAGCAAUCACCGAGGUAAACCCAGCUGAACAUACCCAAUGCUCUCCCUCUAUGAACGCAGAGGAGAACUCCCGCAUCUCCAUCACCUUCUUUCGCCUCUUCCGGGUCAUGCGCCUGGUGAAGCUGCUGAGCCGCGGGGAGGGCAUCCGGACCCUGCUGUGGACCUUCAUCAAGUCCUUCCAGGCCCUGCCCUACGUGGCCCUGCUGAUCGUGAUGCUGUUCUUCAUCUACGCCGUGAUCGGGAUGCAGGUGUUUGGAAAAAUUGCCCUGAAUGACACCACAGAGAUCAACCGGAACAACAACUUUCAGACCUUCCCCCAGGCUGUGCUGCUCCUCUUCAGGUGUGCCACCGGGGAGGCCUGGCAGGACAUCAUGCUGGCCUGCAUGCCAGGCAAGAAAUGUGCCCCAGAGUCCGAGUCCAGCAACAGCACAGAAGGCGAAGCCCCCUGCGGCAGCAGCUUUGCUGUCUUCUACUUCAUCAGCUUCUACAUGCUCUGUGCCUUCCUGAUCAUCAACCUCUUUGUAGCUGUCAUCAUGGACAACUUUGACUACCUGACAAGGGACUGGUCAAUCCUUGGUCCCCACCACCUGGAUGAAUUUAAAAGAAUCUGGGCAGAGUAUGACCCUGAAGCCAAGGGUCGUAUCAAACACCUAGAUGUGGUGACCCUGCUCCGGCGGAUUCAGCCCCCACUGGGCUUUGGGAAGCUGUGCCCUCACCGCGUGGCUUGCAAACGCCUGGUAUCCAUGAACAUGCCUCUGAACAGCGAUGGGACAGUCAUGUUCAAUGCCACCCUGUUUGCCCUGGUCAGGACAGCCCUGAGGAUCAAAACAGAAGGGAACCUGGAGCAAGCCAACGAGGAGCUGCGGGCCAUCAUCAAGAAGAUCUGGAAGCGGACCAGCAUGAAGCUGCUGGACCAGGUGGUGCCCCCUGCAGGUGAUGAUGAGGUCACCGUUGGCAAGUUCUAUGCCACUUUCCUGAUCCAGGAGUACUUCCGGAAAUUCAAGAAGCGCAAAGAGCAGGGCCUUGUGGGCAAGCCCUCCCAGAGGAACGCCCUGUCCCUGCAGGCUGGCUUGCGCACGCUGCACGACAUUGGGCCCGAGAUCCGCCGGGCCAUCUCUGGAGAUCUGACCGCUGAGGAAGAGCUGGACAAGGCCAUGAAAGAGGCUGUGUCCGCUGCUUCUGAAGACGACAUCUUCAGGAGGGCCGGUGGCCUGUUUGGCAACCACGUCAGCUACUACCAAAGCGACGGCCGGGGCGCCUUCCCUCAGACCUUCACCACCCAGCGCCCGCUGCACAUCAACAAGGCGGGCAACAGCCAAGGCGACACCGAGUCGCCCUCCCACGAGAAACUGGUAGACUCCACCUUCACCCCCAGCAGCUACUCGUCCACUGGCUCCAACGCCAACAUCAACAACGCCAACAACACCGCCCUGGGCCGCCUCCCCCGCCCUGCCGGCCACCCCAGCACCAUCAGCACCGUGGAGGGCCACGGCCCCCCUUUGUCCCCUGCUGUCCGGGUGCAGGAGGCGGCGUGGAAGCUCAGCUCCAAGAGGUGCCACUCCCGGGAGAGCCAGAUAGCCAUGGUGUGCCCGGAGGACGUGUCUCCCGACAAGACCUGUGAAGUGAUGAUGGGCGAAGACCUCGAGCCCUGCGGGGAGCCCAGCCUGCUCUGCACAGAGAUGCUUUCCUACCAGGAUGAUGAAAAUCGACAGUUGACGCCCCCAGAGGACAAGAGGGACAUCCGGCAAUCCCCGAAGAGGGGCUUCCUUCGCUCUGCCUCACUAGGUCGAAGGGCCUCCUUCCACCUGGAAUGUCUGAAACGACAGAAGAACCAAGGGGGAGACAUCUCUCAGAAGACAGUCCUGCCACUACAUCUGGUUCAUCAUCAGGCGUUGGCAGUAGCUGGCCUGAGCCCCCUCCUCCAGAGAAGCCAUUCCCCCACCUCAGUCCCCAGGCCGUUCGCCACGCCCCCUGCCACUCCAGGCAGCCGUGGCUGGCCCCCAAAGCCCAUCCCCACGCUGCGACUGGAGGGGGCUGAGUCCAGCGAGAAGCUCAACAGCAGCUUCCCGUCCAUCCCCUGUGGCUCCUGGGCUGAGGGGGCCACCCCCGGUGGUGGGGGCAGCAGUGCCGCCCGGAGGGCCCGGCCCGUCUCCCUCACAGUGCCCAGCCCAGCGGGGGCACCGGGCAGGCAGUUCCACGGCAGUGCCAGCAGUCUGGUGGAAGCGGUCCUGAUUUCAGAAGGACUGGGGCAGUUUGCGCAAGACCCCAAGUUCAUCGAGGUCACGACCCAGGAGCUGGCGGAUGCCUGCGACAUGACGAUAGAGGAGAUGGAGAGCGCCGCCGACAACAUCCUCAGUGGGGGCGCCGGGCAGAGCCCCAACGGCACCCUCUUACCUUUUGUGAACUGCAGGGACCCGGGGCAGGACCGAGCAGGCGGCGAAGAGGACGCGGGCUGUGCGUGCGCGCCGGGGCGCGGGCCGGGCGAGGAGGACCUCCGCGACAGCAGGGUCUACGUCAGCGGCCUGUAGUCGCCGGCGCUGGGGAGAUGCUGGGUUUUUUAUUUGUUUCAAUGUUCCUAAUGGGUUCGUUUCAGAAGUGCCUCACUGUUCUCGUGACCUGGAGUUAACCGGAACAGCGUCUUCAUUCAUUUCUGUCGGGACAAGACGCAGAGUUGGGUGGUGUGGAGAGUGCGCACGCGGAGGCGGCGGGGACACCCGCCCUCUGCUCCCCCCGCAGGCCCUGCCAGGAGCCCGCGUCGCCGCUGGGCCGAGAACCUCAGCUUCCCGCAGCAGCCCUCACCAAAAGGACCCUCUAUCCAACGGGUGUCUUUCAACUUUGCUUGUAAAAAAAAAUCAUUUGCGCAUAUUCUGUAUGAGCCUCACUGUCUCCAUAGAGCCGGGGCCUUGUGGAUUUGGAGAGGGGAGCGGGCAGGACGUCCAGCGAGGACCCCAGCCCACCCCAGAGAGGGAGGAGGAAGCGGCCGAGGCGGAGGCCCGGGGGCCCGUGCACUUCACCCCGCACGCCGCCCGCACGGUGGCGGCAGCCCGGCCACCUCCGCCCCGCUGCGGCAGGAUCGCUUCACCGACUCACGCUCCAGACCAGCCGCCGGGCAGCGGGCAGCUGAGGACGGAGCUGGCGCUGCCCACCAGGGAAGGGCCCCCAGCUCUCGACAGACGACAGACAGGUGGUGCUGAGCUUCUGUGGAGCGCUCUCUGGUUUGGUUUGACACUUUUCUUGACAGCAUGUUGCGGUAUAAUUUUUUUGUGUGGUUUUGGGUUUUUUUUAAUUUUGUUUUCCCACGGGGAGGGGAGGAAGAAGAGUGUUUACAAAGUCCUGUAGCCACCCAACCUUACUGUUUUCACUUUCCCAAAUGCCAAGUCAGGUUUGGUUUUAUUGUAUUAUUUAAACGGUUGCGGUUUCCUUUUUCCAUGGAGGGGUCAAUAGGAGCCACUAUAGGAGAGUUUUACCAACCAUUGUGUAUGCCCAAUAAUUUGUUAUAAUUUCCUUAGGUAGUAGCUGUUUUCUUCUGGUUUGGUUUGGUUUUUUAAUUUAAAGGUUCGACAAUGCACUUGCUACGGUCUUGCACACAUGGGUGGUUGGGCUCGGUUCCUUCUUAUGCUGGGUGUACAGGUGGGUGCAGGAGAGAGGGCGUGAGUGAGUCUCUGCGAGCACGUGUGGAUGCCAGUGGGUGGUCCCUGCAUAUGUCCUACCGUGUGUACGGCCCCCACACUGUGUGCCUGUGCACGCCAACGAGUAUGCCGUCCCACUUUCUGCUUUAACUGCGGGGAGAUCUGAAUCUGGGGCCAUUUGAAAGCAAAAACAAACCACUGUCUCUGCUUCUGAAACGGGAAUCAGUAACUCUUUGCAUUUUCUGUCCCACAAGAUAUGCAAAAACAAUGCAAUAAUAUUCACUUUAAAAAUACAAUUGUGAGUUGUGUUGGCAUUAAAACUGUAUUUAAGAAAACACAGAAAUUUAAGGGAAAAACUCAAGAAAGCAUUUUGCUUCAAUAUAUUCCGUGUAAUGUUUUAUUGCAUUGAUAAUGUUUCUGUUGAAGAAACCGUUAUACUUGAAUUCAGGUCAGUUUCAGUAUUUUUCAAAUAUUUUUUUAAAACUGAAUUGCAAUUGUGCCAAGCGAAUAUAACGAAUUGAAUUAA